CUUCCUCUUCCUAACUCCCCCCACUCCCCAGACUAUUCUCAAAGCAGCCGGAGAAAUACAGCUAAGUUCUCCUUCUUGCUCAUUGCAGCCUCAAGCUCCUGGGCUCAAACAAUCGUUCUGCCUCGGUCUCCCAAAGUGCUGGGAUUACAGGGGUGAGCCACCGCGCCCGGCCUUAAAAUGCUUUUUUUUAAGGCACUUUGAUUUCCAUGAUCUAAGUCUAAAACACGAAUUUCCACCACCGCGCUGCUGUCUGGUUCCACCUGGCGGCGGCUGCACAAAGUGUUUCUCUUUGAACGCCGUGCCAAGUUUACCCGGAACUACUUAGCCCAGCUCUCCCUGAGUGCUCCUCGGGCCAAAAGCAAACAGCACAAAUUCCGGAAGAAAUUACCAACAGCGGGACCAUUUAGCGCUCCGGCUGUAACACCAGUAACCAAUAAACAAAAAGCUCUAGUUCACGUGGUGUAUAGUCAGCCUAUCAAGCUCCUGAUAUUCCUGAAUGCCCUCGUUUCCGCUCCUGUCGCAUUCUUUCUCGACAAGAUGGCCACGCCGGCGGUAUCACCAAGUGCUCCUCCUGCCACGCCAGCUCCGGCCCCGGUGGCGGCCCCAGUCUCGGCCCCAACCUCAGUUCCAGCCCCAGCGCCAACGCCAGCACAAGCUGCGGCUCCGCCUUCCGCUGGGACUCCAGCCUCAUCCUCAGACUCUGCGGCAGCAGCGGCUACGACUGCGGCUCCUGGCCAGACUUCGGCCUCAGCGCAAGCUCCGGCGCAGACCCCAGCGCCCGCUCUGCCCGGUCCGGCUCUCCCAGGGCCCUUCCCCGGCGGCCGCGUGGUCAGGCUGCACCCAGUCAUUUUGGCCUCCAUUGUGGACAGCUACGAGCGACGCAACGAGGGUGCUGCCCGAGUUAUCGGGACCCUGCUGGGAACGGUCGACAAACACUCAGUGGAGGUCACCAAUUGCUUUUCAGUGCCGCACAAUGAGUCAGAAGAUGAAGUGGCUGUUGACAUGGAAUUUGCUAAGAACAUGUAUGAACUGCAUAAAAAAGUUUCUCCAAAUGAGCUCAUCCUGGGCUGGUACGCUACAGGCCAUGACAUCACAGAGCACUCUGUGCUGAUCCAUGAGUACUACAGCCGGGAGGCUCCCAACCCCAUCCACCUCACUGUGGACACUAGUCUCCAGAACGGCCGCAUGAGCAUCAAAGCCUAUGUCAGCACUUUAAUGGGUGUCCCCGGGAGGACCAUGGGAGUGAUGUUCACACCUCUGACAGUGAAAUAUGCAUACUAUGACACUGAACGAAUUGGAGUUGACCUGAUCAUGAAGACCUGCUUUAGUCCCAACCGAGUGAUUGGACUCUCAAGUGACUUGCAGCAAGUAGGAGGGGCAUCAGCUCGCAUCCAGGAUGCCCUGAGCACGGUGUUGCAAUACGCAGAGGAUGUACUGUCUGGAAAGGUGUCAGCUGACAAUACUGUGGGCCGAUUCCUGAUGAGCCUGGUUAACCAAGUACCUAAAAUAGUUCCUGAUGACUUUGAGACCAUGCUCAACAGCAACAUCAAUGACCUGCUGAUGGUGACCUACCUGGCCAACCUCACACAGUCACAGAUUGCCCUCAAUGAGAAACUCGUAAACCUGUGAAUGGGCCCCGGGCAGUAUACCUGCCGGUUUAGGUCUCAAGCCCAGGACUCAGAAGUGAAGGAGAAAUGGGUUUUUUGUGGUCUUGAGUCACACUGAGACAGUCAACUGCCUGUGACUCUAAUAAACAUAGCCUACCUUUUCUAAAUUA
Molecule: messenger RNA, 1777 nt
Organism: Callithrix jacchus (white-tufted-ear marmoset)
Lineage: Eukaryota; Metazoa; Chordata; Mammalia; Primates; Cebidae
Gene: EIF3F
Product: eukaryotic translation initiation factor 3 subunit F
Biological process (GO): translational initiation
Cellular component (GO): eukaryotic translation initiation factor 3 complex, eIF3m
Molecular function (GO): translation initiation factor binding; metallopeptidase activity; translation initiation factor activity
Source: RefSeq, a predicted model, not a curated record